Messenger RNA from Aureococcus anophagefferens, 1083 nucleotides. RefSeq lists its product as hypothetical. The record is from RefSeq and is a predicted model, not a curated record. The transcript has a single exon. Gene Ontology annotation, molecular function: actin filament binding. The coding region runs from base 1 to 1083 and encodes 360 amino acids. Lineage: Eukaryota; Pelagophyceae; Pelagomonadales; Pelagomonadaceae. Gene Ontology annotation, cellular component: actin cytoskeleton; Arp2/3 protein complex. Gene Ontology annotation, biological process: Arp2/3 complex-mediated actin nucleation.
AUGGCCACGUUCACGCAGCUCACGGACGCCACGGUGGGCGUGUCGUGCCACGCCUGGAGCCCCGACGGGUCGCAGGUCGCCUUCGCGCCGAACUCGAACGAGCUCAAGAUCGUCGACGCCAAAUCGAACGCGAGCAAGUUCAGCCUCAACGAGCACGACAUGGUCAUCGCCGCCAUCGACUGGCACCCGACGUCGAACUUCAUCGUCACCUGCUCCCACGACCGCAACGCGUUCGUCUGGAACUACGACGAAGCGGAAAACGCGUGGAAGCCGUCGCUCGUCAUCCUCCGCAUCGAGCGCGCGGCCUUGGAUGUGAAGUGGAGCCCCGACGGCCAGAAGUUCGCCGUGGCGUCGUCCGCCAAGUGCGUGCCCGUCUGCUACUACGAGCAGGACAACAACUGGUGGGUCUCGAAGAUGAUCAAGAAGCACAAGUCGACGGUCUUAGCGGUCGCGUGGCACCCGAACUCGCAGAUCGUCGCCACGGGCUCCUCGGACUUCAAGGCGCGCGUCUUCAGCGCCCACGUGGCCAUCGUCGACGCGGAGCAGACGGCCGGCGACUUCGCGGCGCCCGUCGGCUUCGGCGAGGUCUACGCGGAGUUCCCCUGCGCGGGCUGGGUCCACGCCGUCGCCUACUCGCCGUCGGGCUGCGUGCUCGCCUUCGCGGGCCACGACGCGUCCGUCCACUUUGCGCAGUUCAACACGGGCGGCGCGCCCGUCGUGCAGACGAUCCGCUUCCCGUUCCUCCCGCUCUGCCAGCUCUUGUUCUUGGACGAGUACAAGCUCGUGGGCGCGGGCCACGACAUGAACCCGGCCGUCUUCGCCAACGCGGGCGCCUGGGCCUUCGAUGCGUUCGUGGACAAGAAGGGCGACGAGAAGAAGGCCGCGGCGAGCUCGAGCUCCGUCGCGUCGAAGAUGGCCAUGUGGCAGAACAAGGACAAGACGGGCUCCGCCGCGGGCGCGGGAGCCAAGGAGGAGACGGCCUGGCUCAAGCACCAGGGGCCCAUCACCUGCCUCAAGCACAUGGGCGGGAACAAGUUCUCCACGACCGCGUGCGACGGCCGCCUCGUGCUCUGGUCCGCCUAG